AUGUCCCCAUUACGUCCUUUCCACGUUGAAGAUGAUUCACAGUCUCCCUACACCAGAAGGACCGGCGGUGGUGAUAAUGAUGAAGUCAGCUGGACACUCGACCAGCCCCAGCCCUAUAAGGAUAAGUAUUUCCACGCCGACCUGUGCCGUCCAGUUCUCACCAUUUCAACCCGCAUAGAGAAGCCUAUAGAAAAGAUCAAGAGAGCAUCCCCAACAAUGAAGCCCGAGUUAUCACCAUACCAAGACCCGCUAGACCACACCCCAAGAACGACCACCCCCCCACCCGCGUACAUCACCAUCGACUUAUCUGGCAGCGCAGAAGUCUACGGCCUCGAAGCAUAUCCAUCCACAUACAAUGACGAAAGGCCUCAGCCCAUCUACGUUCCACCGCAGUCCACCGUCACCGUCACCGCCACUGUCUCAGAACCCGAACCCGAACGAAGACGUCGACAAUGUCCCCCCCUUUCCUCCAUCAUCACUGAAAUCGUCAUGACGGCCAUAAUCGGCGGGGCCUUUGCCCUCACAGUGGUCGCGAUUGUUUUCAGAGUGAAAGACGCAAAAGCCGCUGCCAAAGCUGCUUCUUGAAAGCCACGGUUCCGUUUUUCUGCCUGCUCUCAACCCUCUAGAUUAGUCUUCAGGGUAAUAAAUGUGGGUGAUGUGAUUGGGGGAUUAAGCUGGGUAGGGCUUUGCUCUGUUGGCUUCAGGAAUGGGGCCUGGGUUUUCUUUGCUCUGCUCUUCAUGACUUUU
Messenger RNA from Aspergillus brunneoviolaceus CBS 621.78, 747 nucleotides. RefSeq lists its product as uncharacterized. Bases 1 to 585 code for a protein of 194 amino acids. The transcript has 3 exons. The record is from RefSeq and is a predicted model, not a curated record. NCBI's taxonomy places the organism in Eukaryota, Fungi, Ascomycota, Eurotiomycetes, Eurotiales, Aspergillaceae.